CGAAAACUGUGCUGGUUAUGCGGCGCUCCAACAGUUGCCGAAGAAGAGGUCCUUCAUAGAUCUCCCUUCGUCCAUCCAUGGGUGGAAGAGCAAAUUCUGCUUUGUGAAGUUGGCCGAUGGGGUCUUUUUUCCUUCACAAGGCCAUAGCGGCCUUUUUAACUUACACACUCCGCCGAAGAGCGCUGAGAUCGAUGCUCAAGUGGAGGCGUUCCUGAAGGGUGGACCGCGGAGCGUCAAAACCUAUAUUACUGAGUUCAAGAUUGCGGCCCUUGGGAUGAUGCGCUACUACAUACCAGGCGAUCCUGAUUGUGGUUUGUGGCCGAAGAUGUCUGGUUACUUUGAGCAGGCCGAUGGGCCCUCUAUUGGGAUCCCGGCCGAGGCCGAAGGUUUUGAGAUGAGUCGCAAGCUUUUUAUGGCUCAGGCCAAGAAAAUGGUUGCCAAAGAGAUGGAGGAUGCUCAACAGGCCGAGGCGUCCAAAGGUUCUGGCGACGGCUCCAAGUCUCAGGCCGAAGCGGUGAAGAAGGCGGCGGCCCAGAAGAAGAAGAAGAGGUCCACCGAGGGUCAGCAAACUUUGACCGAAGCCGGGUUGAAGCCGGCCCAGGGUGCUAAGAGGCCGAAGCAGGGCUUGCCCUCUGGUGACGCCGCUACGGCUGAUGUGCAGGCUGCGGCUCAAAAAGAGCAGGUUUCUGAUGUCCAUGUGAUUGAGGACCUGACCCUGAAUGAGGCAUCGGCUGCCCUUGUCCCUACGUCUCUGAUUUCUGGUAAGAAUGCCCAGACAAGCUCUCGGAGCGGCCGUGAUGUAGCCUCUGGGUUGUACGAGGUGACGGUCCGGUAUCCGACAAAGGGUGGGCUAUUCAACGAGAGGGUCUCAGGCCACGAUGUCUUGUUCCAAGCCAUUCCUGAUGAGGACAGGGCGUAUCUACGCCGGCAAGGCAAGGAAGUGCGCCUUUUUGAUGGAGGGUUGGACUUCGUCGUCCAAGGUGCCUUGAUGCUGAUGGAGCAGCACCGUCGGCAGGAGGAGGAGAUUGCUCGCCUCCGGGAGGCUGAGAAAAAGGUUGCCUCUGCUGACGAGGUGUUGGCUUCCCUGGAGCUUCUCCGAUCCGAGGUCAGCUCCCUUAAGGAAAUGGCUGAUGCGGCUGAAGCACGAGCUGCUGCAGCUGAGGCCAGGUUGGAGGAGGAAGCCGCAUCCCGCCGGUUGGCAGAAGAGAGGGCGAAGAAGGCCGAGGAGCUGGAGGCCGAAGCGGAGAGGGCUGCCGAGAAGGCUGUUGAUUUGUUCAUGGCCGAGGGGUGGAAAGACGAGGCCCGACGUGAUUGGAGCUUUAACGUCGUGGCGGAGCGCUUCGAGGCGUGGUCUCAGGAGGAAGCUGGACGAGCUUGCCUCAAACAGGAGUUUGAAGUCUGGUACGACCUCGGCCAGAGGCGUAUGCAGAUGUUGGUCUACCGCCGUCUUCGCCGGCGUGUGAAAAAUCUGAAGCCCAGGGGUAUCGGCCUUCCCCGGCUGAUGAAGGACCCCGAGGAGGAGUUGAAGCUCCCACUGUCCGAAAGGCAACCCCCCAUUCUGAGCUCAGACGAGGAGGACGGGCCCUGGACCGAGAGCGACGACUACCUCUUCCGGAGCUCGGCCAAGUCUAAGAAUACCGAUGAUGAGCAGGACGAUGCGGACAGCGGAGCCGUUGAGGGUGGUCAAGUACAAGCUGUUUAGUGUUUCCUUGUACUUGGUUUUCUUUUUUCAUCUAUAGUAGUAGUCUCAAUGGCCGAAGCGCCGUAAUGCAUGUAAAGGCCGAAGCGCCCUCCUUGUAUGUUUUGAAUCAUCA
This is a messenger RNA of Cuscuta epithymum, 1814 nucleotides long. The record is from the annotation of a GenBank genome assembly. Lineage: Eukaryota; Viridiplantae; Streptophyta; Magnoliopsida; Solanales; Convolvulaceae.